Paramuricea clavata is the source of this 585-nucleotide messenger RNA. NCBI's taxonomy places the organism in Eukaryota, Metazoa, Cnidaria, Anthozoa, Malacalcyonacea, Plexauridae. The record is from the annotation of a GenBank genome assembly.
ACUGUGUUGGAUAGCACUCCACGUAAACGGGAUAAGACUGAUCCGGCUACAUAUGCCGAGAUUGAACGUGAAGGUGUUCAUUUGUUUGUUCUUGAUAAGUCUGUGUCCCCUGAAGAGCGGAAGGAUUUUCAACGUUUUAUUGAUACUGUUCCUACUCCUGAGCGAAAGAAAAUUUCGCCUACAUUGAAUUACCGGCAUCCUUUAAUGAUUAAGGACGAUAAGGAUCGUCCGGCAGUCUUUAAACUCCUUCAAGAGUUUAAAGUUCCUGAUGGACUUGCUGAUUUCUCGGAGUUGCAGGUUCCCAUUUUGCCUUCUGAUGCUCCUAUCGCAGAUUUAUCCUACCCUCGUUAUGAGAUGUAUCGUACGUAUCUCGAAACUCAUAACCGUUUCCCUGAUCGGUUGCCUGCUUUACCUGACAUUUAUCAAAAGGAGAUUGAUGAUAUGCCUGCGGAGACGCGUGAUGCUUAUGGUGUGUACUAUUCGUUCAUCCAUCCUGAAUCCUUGUCUGGUAUUUCAAAUCUUGUCAAGGACGCCAUUUGGAUUGCUAUCCGUGAUCGUACUUUUAUAGACUAUGACAGUUCAUAA